Molecule: messenger RNA, 3586 nt
Organism: Dromaius novaehollandiae (emu)
Lineage: Eukaryota; Metazoa; Chordata; Aves; Casuariiformes; Dromaiidae
Gene: CLSTN3
Product: calsyntenin 3
Exons: 18
Coding region: 127-3054 (975 amino acids)
Biological process (GO): homophilic cell-cell adhesion; positive regulation of synaptic transmission; positive regulation of synapse assembly
Cellular component (GO): postsynaptic membrane; cell surface
Molecular function (GO): kinesin binding; calcium ion binding; X11-like protein binding
Source: RefSeq, a predicted model, not a curated record
CCGGGGGAGGUGCGGCUCCGUCCCUGCGCCCGCCGCCGCCGCCGCCGCCGCCGCCGCAGCCAGGGCGUGGGCCGGGCUGGGCCGGCGCUGUCCAGCUGCCCUCAGCGCGCCGCGGCCGGUGCCGCCAUGGGCAGCCCUCGGCCCCGCGCCUCCGUCCUGCUCCCGCUCCUCUGCCUCUGUGCCCUGCCGCUCGGCGGCUCCUCCAACAAAGCAAAUAAACACAAGCCCUGGAUUGAAGCCGAGUAUCAGGGCAUCAUCAUGGAGAAUGAUAACACGGUCCUGCUCAACCCACCACUCUUUGCACUGGACAAAGAUGCCCCACUGCGCUAUGCAGGUGAAAUCUGUGGCUUCCGGAUCCAUGGGGCAGGGGUGCCCUUUGAAGCUGUGAUCUUGGACAAAGCUACAGGCGAGGGGCUGAUCCGGGCUAAGGAACCAGUGGAUUGUGAAGCACAUAAGGAACACACAUUUACCAUCCAGGCUUAUGACUGUGGAGAGGGACCUGAUGGGGUUAAUACCAAGAAAUCACACAAGGCCACAGUGCAUGUUCGAGUAAAUGACGUGAAUGAGUUUGCUCCUGUCUUUGUGGAAAAGUUGUAUCGUGUGGCAGUGACUGAGGGAAAGCUGUAUGAUCGCAUCUUGCGUGUGGAGGCCAUUGAUGGAGACUGCUCGCCACAGUACAGCCAGAUCUGCUACUAUGAGAUCCUGACCCCUAACAUUCCCUUUCUGGUUGACAAUGAUGGGAACAUUGAGAACACGGAGAAGCUGCAGUACAGUGGAGAACGUCUCUACAAAUUCACAGUAACGGCAUAUGAUUGUGGAAAGAAGCGGGCUUCUGAUGAUGCUGAAGUGGAAAUCCAGGUGAAACCCACCUGCAAGCCCAGCUGGCAGGGCUGGAACAAGAGGAUUGAGUACACACCGGGUGCAGGCAGCCUUGCACUCUUUCCGAGCAUUCACCUGGAGACCUGCGAUGAGCCCCUGUGGAACAUCCAGGCCACGGUGGAGCUGCAGACAAACCAUGUGGCUAAGGGCUGUGACCGCGAUAACUACUCUGAGAAGUCACUACGCAAACUCUGUGGUGCUGCUUCAGGAGAGAUCGACUUGUUGCCUGUACCUAGCCCCACAGCAAACUGGACUGCACGGCUCUCAGUGCACUACAGCCAGGACAGCAGCCUCAUCUACUGGUUCAAUGGCAGCCAGGCUGCCCAGGUGCCUGUGGUGAAUGGGCCAAAUGCCCAUGAGGGGCUGAGUGACCACUUCACCCUGUCUGUAUGGAUGAAACAUGCUGUGGUGCCUAGCAAAGGCAGGAGGGAAGAGGAGACAGUGAUCUGCAGUACAGUGCAGAGUGAGGAUGGCUACUCACAUUACUCUCUGGCUGUGCAUGGCUGCCGAAUUGCAUUCCUAUACUGGCCAUUGCUGGAGAGUGCAAGGCCUGUGAAGUUCCUUUGGAAGUUGGAGCAGGUCUGUGAUGACGAAUGGCACCAUUAUGCCCUCAACCUUGAGUUCCCCACUGUCACGCUUUAUGUGGAUGGAGUCUCUUAUGACCCCGCUCUCAUCCAUGACAAUGGCCUCAUUCAUCCUCCGCUGCAGGAGCCCUCCCUCAUGAUUGGAGCCUGCUGGACUGAGGAGAAAAACAAAGAGAAAAUCAGAGGAAAUGAGAACACUACUGAUACUGUACAAGGAGAUCCUUUGCCGAUACACCACUACUUUCAUGGUUACUUGGCUGGCUUCACUGUGCGGCCUGGCAGCUUGGAAAGCCGGGAGGUUAUUGAAUGCCUCUAUGCCUGCCGUGAGGGGCUUGAUUACAGCGACUUUGACAGUCUGGGCAAAGGGAUGAAGGUUCAUGUCAACCCCUCUCAGUCCCUGCUCACCUUGGAGGGUGACGAUGUGGAAACCUUCAACCAUGCAAUCCAGCAUGUGGCUUACCUGAACUCACUGCGCUUUGCUACUCCUGGAGUCCGGCCGCUCAGGCUCACCACUACUGUCAAAUGUUUCAGUGAAGAGUCCUGUGUCUCCAUUCCUGAUGUGGAAGGCUAUGUUGUGGUGCUACAGCCUGAUGCCCCCCAGAUCCUGUUGAGUGGCAAUGCCCACUUUGCUCACCCUGCCUCAGACUUCGAGGCACCUGAUGGGGUUCCCCUGUUCCCCAACCUCCAGAUCACCUGCUCUAUUUCUCACCAGGUGGAGGCCAAGAAGGAUGAGAGUUGGCAUGGUACUGUGACAGACACACGAAUGUCAGAUGAGAUUGUGCACAACCUGGAUGGCUGUGAGAUCUCACUGGUAGGAGAUGACUUGGACCCAGAGAGGGAAUAUCUGCUGCUGGAUGGGGCAUCCUUGCAGCAGCGGGGCCUUGAGCUUGUUAACACCUCUGCCUACCUCACCAUCACAGGAGUGGAGAGCAUUGCAGUAUAUGAGGAGAUACUACGUCAGGUCUCCUACCACAUCAGCCAUGGUGCUGCUCUUUAUGAAAGGAAAUUUCACCUGUCCUGCACUGAAAUGAAUGGACGCUACUCCAGCAAUGAAUUUACUGUUGAGGUGAAUGUCCUCCACAACAUGAACCGAGCUGCUCAUCCUAACCAUAUUCUGAGUUCCCAGCUGUUCAUGCACCGAGGCCAUCACUUACCCCCAGAACUAUCUGGGCACAGUUUGGCAAGCACACAUGGUGACUCUAUGGUCCCCAGUGCAGCCACUAUCAUCAUUGUGGUGUGCGUGGGCUUCCUGGCACUCAUGGUGAUCCUUGGCAUCCUGCGCAUCCACUCACUUCACCGCCGGGAAGCAGGGCAAGAGGUCCGUGGGGCUGCUACAGGGGGGCGCACAGGCACCAGCAGCAAAGACGGUGACAUGUUCUGGGAUGACUCAGCCCUCACAAUCAUAGUCAACCCCAUGGAGUCCUACCAGAGCUGCCAGGAGAGGGCAGCAGAAAGCAGCGAGGGCAGAGCUAGUGAGGGCAUGGAGGAAGAUGAUGACAGCAGUGACUCAGAGACACCUGACUCCCCAGACAGCAACGAUGUGGAUGACCGACACAUCAUGGGCAAAAGAGAUGGCUCUCACCACUACUAGGAGCCUUAAAACAUCAUUCCAAUGGAUGCCCACACCAUAUGGAAAGACGGUGUGUCUUAUUUUAAUCUCCUCCUUCCCCUACCUUGUACACAUACUCUCCUCCCUCAUUUCUGCCUUCCAUGUUCCUUCCUCUUCUGUCAUUCUCAUUGUGGACAUUCCCCACACUACUGCCCCCCCCCCCCAUUUGGCUCUCUAGAAACACCUGUUAGAGCACUUGCACCUGACAGUGGCACAGUUCAAACUAUGAUGAGGAAGGAGGGGCUUGGAAAGAAUAGAAAAUUGGAAGAGGAGUCAGCCGUAGGGCUCAGAGUGGGGUCUCUCACAACCCCUCCCCACUCUCCAGAUAUUAUAUAUAUAUAUUGUAUAUUUUUUCAAUGUUGUCAUUUGAGGUUUAUUCUUGUUUCAUGCAAAAAACAAAACACUGCAGCUUGUGUCGCUUUGUAAAGUUGUCGAUACUCCUAAACUAAAUGAACGAAGGAAAGAAGGAUGAGGAAAUGAAAUGGAUUUUAAAAUAAAUGGAUUUAAAAUAACA